AUGACAAAGCUUUAUGGAGGCGCUAUCAAAUGUGACUUGCCUGAGGUUGCAGUAGAUGUUUCGGAUUUCAGAGAAGUACCAGAUACACAAGAAGUCUUCAUACUCGAAAGGCCGAAUGGCCUUGAUCGUUCUUUGAUAAUCGACUUAUUGGAGAUGGUCAAAGCAAACAGUUUACCCGAGAUUAUAUCAAUUCACUUGGAGGAUAUCUUAGAAGAGCCCCCGAAAUAUAUAGCUCCUUUAGUGAGUUCGAAGACGUCUCAUGAUUUUGAUGCACAUUACUUUCUAAUUAAGCCUAUGUCAAACAAGCAAGAGACUACAGAGGUAAAGCUUUUUAUGCUAUUAUGUUUAGUGCGAUUAGACAAAGUCGAUACCGACGUCAUUUUUACAUUCAAUGUUCCGUUGAAAAGCGACGAGGUGACGGCAGAGCUAUUCCAAACGUGCGUGACAGGGGCCAACGAUGGAAGCUCCGACUUGGGCCAUUGCUUUCAGCAGAUUAAACAUUGGGCAUCUACAUUUGAAGUUCAAGACUGGGGAUUAUUCAAGUAA
Candidozyma haemuli is the source of this 546-nucleotide messenger RNA. Its product is annotated as Ran GTPase-binding protein. The coding region runs from base 1 to 546 and encodes 181 amino acids. The transcript has a single exon. Gene Ontology annotation, cellular component: nucleus. Gene Ontology annotation, biological process: protein import into nucleus. Lineage: Eukaryota; Fungi; Ascomycota; Pichiomycetes; Serinales; Metschnikowiaceae. The record is from RefSeq and is a predicted model, not a curated record. Gene Ontology annotation, molecular function: guanyl-nucleotide exchange factor activity; small GTPase binding.